Cucurbita moschata (crookneck pumpkin) is the source of this 2307-nucleotide messenger RNA. RefSeq names its product serine hydroxymethyltransferase 2, mitochondrial-like. Gene Ontology annotation, cellular component: cytoplasm. The coding region runs from base 506 to 2155 and encodes 549 amino acids. Gene Ontology annotation, biological process: L-serine catabolic process; tetrahydrofolate interconversion; folic acid metabolic process. The transcript has 15 exons. Gene Ontology annotation, molecular function: zinc ion binding; cobalt ion binding; serine binding. Lineage: Eukaryota; Viridiplantae; Streptophyta; Magnoliopsida; Cucurbitales; Cucurbitaceae. The record is from RefSeq and is a predicted model, not a curated record.
AAAGUCUCGAAAGUCGAGUCGUGACAAAAACAUUCUUUAUAAAGUAUGAAAAUUUCUCUCUAGUAUACAGUUUUUAAAACUUUGACAGAAACCUCUCGAACGAAACAAAAGUAAGUACUACUUUUGGAAGAAAGGAAUAGAUGUGGGGAAUUUUUAAAACCACUUUUGAUUAUUUAAUAUAUUUCCCCAAAAGUUUUGAGAUGCUUUCUAAAAUAGGUCAAAAUAAUACUUUUUAAAUCAAAUUACUUUACCAUGAAGUUAAAGUCUACUCUUUUAAAUCACAAAAAUAUAGAACUUAAUCACAUACAAAGACAGAACUUUAACCUUUUAAAACUUUUGGGAAUCAAUUGUAAUUUAAAAGUAAUAGGAGGGCUAGAAUAAAAUUGCUCAAAUCUAUCCAUUAAAAUUCUUUUUUUAAUUAUUAUCUUAAACAAAAUAAUAAUAAUAAUAAUAAUAAUAAUAAUAAUAAUAAUACGUGUUUAUCCUCUUCAUAAUCCCUAUAUAUAUGUAUGUAUGGUACAAAUUAGUUAAUAUUGUAGUAAAAGAAAAAAAAAGAAGAAGAAAUUUCCGUAUCGGAGAAGACAAUCACCGGCGGAAACCAAAGGCAAUGUUUCUAAGAAGAGUCGCCGUCGGUGCUACGAAACUCAAUGUUGCUCCGGCGAAUGGGCGGUUCCUCCUCCGUCACAUGUCUUCUCGGUACGGGUCCACGGCGGAGGAAAGGGAGGCUCGAGCAACUUGGAUUAAGCAGCUGAACUCCCCCAUGGAGGUCAUUGCUCCCGAUGUGGCAGACAUCAUUGAGCUUGAGAAAGCUCGUCAAUUCCAGGGUCUUGAGCUUAUACCUUCCGAGAAUUUCUGCCCAAGAGCAGUAAUGGAAGCAGUUGGUUCGAUAUUGACCAAUUCAUAUAGUGAAGGAUAUCCGGGUGCCAGAUACUAUGGAGGAACUGAGUACGCUGAUAUCAUCGAGAACUUGUGCAAGAAACGUGUGUUUGAAGCUUUCCGUUUGGACCCUGCAAAAUGGGGAGUUAACGUGCAGACUUUCACUGGAUCUAUAGCUAACUUUCUGACAUACAGUGCAUUAUUAAAACCUCACGAGAGGAUAAUGUCUCUUGAUUUACCACAUGGUGGACACCUUUCGCACGGUUAUCAGACUGCUACCAAGAAAGUUUCUCUUGUUUCAAUGUUCUUCGAGACAAUGCCAUAUAGGUUGGAUGAGAGAACUGGUUACAUUGACUAUGAUGGGAUGGAGAGAAGUGCAUCUUUGUUUCGACCAAAACUCAUUGUUGCUGGUGCAACUGCCUACGCUCGUCUCUAUGAUUAUGCACGAAUUCGAAAGAUCUGUGACAAAUAUAAGGCAAUCAUGAUGGCUGAUAUGGCACACCUUGCUGGUUUAGUUGCAGCAGACGUUAUUCCAUCUCCUUUUGAAUAUGCUGAUAUUGUGACAACGACCACAAAUAAGUCCUUAGGUGGACCACGAGGGGCUUUGAUUUUCUAUCGAAAGGGCGUUAAAGAGAUCAACAAAAAAGGAGAGGAAGUGCUCUACGACUAUGAAGACAAAAUCAAUGGCGCAGUCUUCCCUGGUUUUCAAGGUUCCCCACACAACCAUAAAAUUGCUGGUCUGGCGAUUGCUUUAAAGCAGGCCACAACUCCGGAAUACAAAGCCUACCAACAACAGGUUCUCAAUAAUUCUUCAAGAUUUGCUCAGUGUUUGAUUGAGAAGGGCUAUGAACUUGUAUCUGGUGGAACUGAUAAUCAUUUACUCCUCGUGAAUUUGAAAAAUAAGGGUAUUGAUGGCUCGAGAGUGGAAAAGGUUUUGGAUUGGGUGCAUAUUGCAGCUAACAAGAACACAGUUCCAGGGGAUGUGUCUGCCGUUUCUCCGAGUGGCAUUCGUAUGGGAACCCCUGCUCUUACUUCCCGAGGCUUCCUCGAAGCAGAUUUCGUGAAAGUAGCUGAAUUCUUUGAUGAAGCUACGAAACUAGCCUUGAAGAUUAAGGCUGCUGAACCUAAAGAUGCUAAGUUAAAGGAUUUUGAGGCAACCGUGCAAUCAAAUAAAGAAUUCCAAUCUGAAAUUUCAAAGCUCCGACGUGAGGUUGAGGAGUUUUCCAAGCAAUUUCCAACGGUAGGUUUUGAGAAAGAGACCAUGAAAUAUAGAGACUGAAGAACAGAGUUUUAUAGGCACCUGAGUCGGGUUAGACAGUCUGCUAAUAAAUGGCAGCGGUUCGUUAAAACCCAGUACUUGAAAAGUCAUUUUAAAUUUGUGUUAGUUGCUCAACCGUUUAUAUGCAUAAAUAAAUGUCUUUUGUGAACCGU